AUGUUAUCACCUGCGGCGGCAGGAAUAUUUACGUCGUCGUGGAGGGUCGUCGUCCAAGCUGUUGGAUUUGUGGUGCGGUCGGACACCUGGCAAAGUCCGCCACAGCCUCAACCAGCCACGGAGCAGCCCAUGACGGAAAAACCAAAGAGAGCUCCAAGUCGUACUAGCGAGUGGACAGAUGGUGAGGAUGGAGGGGGCAAAGCAGCAAUUUCACCUCCCCAGCAGGAUGUCCGAGACAAGGGUGCUGCCAAACAGCAAGAGAAGCCGGAUGUCCCCAGCAAAAGAGAUGCUAAGCAAAAUGGGAAGCAACAGCAGCAGACACAGCAGCAGCAGACACAGCAGCAGCAGACAGCAGCAGACGCAGCAGCGACAGAAACUGCGGGAGCAGCAACGCGAGCAACAGCGGCAGCAGGCAGUGCAGCAGCAACAGCAGGUGGGAAAAGAGGUACAACCUGA
Molecule: messenger RNA, 456 nt
Organism: Acanthosepion pharaonis
Lineage: Eukaryota; Metazoa; Mollusca; Cephalopoda; Sepiida; Sepiidae
Source: the annotation of a GenBank genome assembly